Molecule: messenger RNA, 2293 nt
Organism: Actinia tenebrosa (Australian red waratah sea anemone)
Lineage: Eukaryota; Metazoa; Cnidaria; Anthozoa; Actiniaria; Actiniidae
Product: cell adhesion molecule Dscam1
Molecular function (GO): protein binding
Source: RefSeq, a predicted model, not a curated record
CUAGAGUAUAUAUGCAGGCAUAAGUAUUGCCAGUGAACUGAAUCUAAGGAAAGUACCCGAUUUCCUAUCGAAGACAAGAGGAAAUUUUUUCUUAUCAAACAAGAAAAUGACUUUAAUGAAACUUGUGGUGAUUUUGGCGUCGCUUUUCGCGCUUUUGAACAUAGCCAGUGGGUCUAUCCCUAGUGCACCAAUAAAUGUAACUAUUGAUAACAUUGGGAGCCGCAGCAUUAACAUCUCAUGGACAAGACCUGCUGAAGAUGGUAACAAUUCCCAACUAGCCUACGCUGUGUUUUACAAGGUCAAAGGUAGCAGUGUUUUACAGUUGGUGGAAUUAGAAAUCGUUACCAAGGCGAAGCUGUUGGUAAAGCCUUAUAGGGAAUAUGAGAUCUUUGUGAUGGCCAAAAAUAAAGAUGGUUAUGGACCGCCUUCAGUAAUAAAGUCAAUUCUGACUGCAGAAGAAGAACCCGAAACGUGUCCAACAAUGGGAUACAUUGAGCUAACUGACGACGACCUUGAUGUUAUAUGGUAUCCUAUACCUAAAGAAGACCAAAAUGGGAAAAUAACACAUUACGUCAUCUUCUACAAAYCCAAAAGCAUGCCAGAGUUUAAAAAUGUUACCACUGUAAAUAUAACUAACCACGAUCCAAAUGGCAUACUUCAUAAAUUGAAAAAUAUGAGUUACGCAGAAAGCUAUGGGUUCAAAGUAGCAGCAGUUAACUCGAAAGGCAUGUGUAAGGGUUGGCAAUCCAUGARUUUGUAUCACAAAUACGCUUCGGCAACAACAGUGUCACCCUGUGCAGCCGCGACAACAGCAUCACCGUCAACGGUACCAACCCCAUCAACACCAACGCCCCCACUACCAACGACAACAGAUGAUCUAAGCACGACACCUUUGUUAAAAACUACCACGAGUGAACCCAAGGAACCGUCGAUACCCAUAAGUACUAAUCAACCAACUGAGUUUCCUAGUCCAGCGGAUAAGCUCGCAAGAACCUCCGAGUCUAACUGGUUGGUGUACGUACUUAUAGCAAUGGCAGUCAUUGUAGCCAUUAUGGGUGUUACUAUAUUCCUGUUGAUAUGGCAACUCUAUAAAAACCACAGGUUUUACAGAUUGAGACAGGAACAGUACAGAAUGAGUAAUGCAACGCCAAACGUGGGUAUAGAUAACAAGGCUCAAGACAAUGCUGUAUAAAUCAUUAGGUAACAGUAAUUAUUCGUGGCAAUUAUACUGCAUGUUAGCAUGAACUGUUCCUUUUUUCUUAUAACUUUAUUUCUAUUCUUCUAUUGCACGUUACGUCAUUGCAGUCAUGUUGGUGCUAUUUAUCAAAAGAUUGCUCAUUAGCAUCCAUUGUUCCAUGCACCACGAUUACCGCCAUGUUUUUGUCUUUUGACUCUCUUGGGGAUGCUUGCAUCUAAUCAAUCAGUACGACAAUUAGAUGUUUACUUCUCUAACUCUUGAGCAUUGCAGGUGCAAAAUCUUAUAGUUGAGUCUUCUUAUUGUUACAGGUCGUACAUACUUUAUAAAUAAAUAGUAAAGUUUUAAAGAUGGCCACUGGACCGUUAGAGGGUAUUAGGUGCUGAGAUACCGAGACCGCAGUAUAGGGUACUGACUACAAUGUAGUUGGAUAUGGAGAACAAUGCACGCAAGCAUAUUGUGAUUGGAUAAUGUGAGCUUCUUACGUGUGACUAUUUGUGAAAGUUAAAGUCAUAGUAUACCAGAGGGUUAGCAAUCACACAUACGAAAUCUUCUACGGACUGCAUCAUAUUUUGGUAUUCAGAGAUUUAGGCCUAGGGCAAACGUCGAACUUUCCAUGCACCGAACUUAAUUACAUCAAAGAAUGCCGCCUCAUUAUCACUUGAUAUCCAUUGUUUUUAAUGAGUUCGGUGCAUGGAAAGCUCGACGUUUGCCCUAGGCCUUAGAAGUAAAAUUAAUCCAUAAAUCAGCUACCACAUUUUGAUGGAAUUCCACGGCAGAGUUUUAUACAGAAAUUAUGAAAUGUACAUUCCCUCCUGAAAAUAAUUAUGAUUGUUUUAUAAAGUUAUUAGAUAGUAAUACAGCUAUUUAAGUUUGAUGACUCAGUAGUUUGUAUGUAACGUAGGGAUUUGCUAAGAGCAAGUAAAGACAAACCUUAACCAGACCCAGUGUAUGUCUGGAUAAGCUGGUAUUUCAUCCCCAGUCAAAACCAUCAUCAGUUAAUUCCUCGAUACUGAAAUUGCAAUAAAUCAUCAAAGAUUAUAUAUUAUAUUAAAUAUGCAUCGAUCUGAAAUCUUAUGAAUAAAUGUCAAAGAUGAU